UGGGCAAAAUAUUGUUUUCAGAUUGAUGCAUGCGAAUAUUAGCAGAAAGGUUCCACCAAUGAUCUCUAAUGUUCUACAAUGGGAGAAAAGGUCAGCAGCUUUCACGAGUUUGCGCUCCUUGAGCGAGAAUGCAGCCAAAGCUAAAGAAACCCAGUCAACGUUGGAAACUUCUAAUCCAUAUUAUAACAAAUAUAAAGACAAAAUUGCGAGAUUGAAAAAAGAGAAGCCUGAAUUGUUUCUGGACAAGCUGACUGCUCUGAAAAUUCCUGAAAUUGAGUCAGAGAGCUCAAUCCAGAAUUCAAAAUGUUCUCCAAAAGAUCUAACAGCUAGUCAAAAAACACCUGCUUUAAGUUGUCCAAAUAACUUCAAAGGCAGGAACGAAGUCUCAUCUAACGGCUCACAGGAGUUCUCUUUGGAUAAAAUAAUGCGCGUUGACCUCCUGAAAGAAUUACCGAGCGAUGAAAUUGGAACUAUCUGGAAAAAAUACCACGCGGACAAAAAUUUUGUUUGUGCCCUAAUAACCCAAUCCGAUUAUCAGCAUUUUCAAGAACUGAUGCGAAACUAUCCAACGUUUUUGUUAGCCCUUCCAAAAACUGAGGGCUUUGAGUUCAUUUACUCACAGGGACAGUUUUCGAGUCUACUUUUCACAAAACUAAGCAGUUUUCAAAUGUACAAAGAGAAUGCACCUAUAAUUCUAUCCUUGAAUUUCUACACUGAUUUGGCGGCAAGUAAGGAGAUUGUUUUGAUGAGAGGAGAAUACAAUGCAGAUGUUUUGAUGCCAAUUGAGGCGCAGACACUGGUGAAUCAACAUCAGCUGUUCUAUAAUAGAGGAGUCACAGAUGAAGACAGAGAGAGACUAAAACUGGUCCAGACUUUUAACUCUAAUCCGGAUAAGUUUGAUUAUAAUGAAUUGUUGAAAUAUAUACCUGGCUAUGGAAACAGUUGAUAAAAUAAAAGACUUUAAAGUAAGGAGAACA
This is a messenger RNA of Symsagittifera roscoffensis, 977 nucleotides long. RefSeq names its product ATP synthase mitochondrial F1 complex assembly factor 1-like. The transcript has a single exon. Gene Ontology annotation, cellular component: mitochondrion. NCBI's taxonomy places the organism in Eukaryota, Metazoa, Xenacoelomorpha, Acoela, Convolutidae. Gene Ontology annotation, biological process: mitochondrial proton-transporting ATP synthase complex assembly. The record is from RefSeq and is a predicted model, not a curated record. The coding region runs from base 26 to 946 and encodes 306 amino acids.